AUGGAAUCACGAAAGGAUGAUCUUGUUGCUGAUUUACGUGCUCAAGCACAACAGUAUGAAAACUUAUCCGAAACUGUUAGUACUACAACUAAUAGCAAACAACGCGUAGAUAAUGAUGGCGUUGUUUACGAAUUUGAUGAAGAAAAACGAGCUUGGUUUCCGAAGAUCGAUGACGACUUCAUCGCUGCUUAUCAGUACCAUUAUGGAACGAAUACGAAUCAACAGGAACCUACUACAGGAGUCAUUACAGCUGCAAAUAUGGCUCCUCCUACCGCUGAAGCUGCUAAGCCUAUCGUAAAUGCUUCAAAUGCGAUUCCCAAGCAAAAGCAGAAAGGGGAAGAAUCAAAAGAUAGAAAAUCUCAACCUGAAGGCUGGUUUGAUGUCGAUGAAACUAAAAAUACGAACGUUUAUGUCUCAGGCUUACCUAUGGACACUACAGAAGAAGAAUUCGUAGAAUUAAUGAGUAAAUGUGGUAUAAUUAUGCAGGACGAUGACACUAAAGAAUUCAAGGUGAAACUUUAUAGGGAUACAGAUGGGCAAUUGAAGGGUGACGGACGAUGCUGCUACUUGAAGGUCGAGUCAGUAGACCUCGCUUUACAAAUUCUUGAUGGUUCCUUAUUUAAAGACAGCACAAUUAAUGUUGAGAGGGCGAUGUUUACGUUAAAAGGACGGUAUGACCCAUCGCUGCGAAAAAAGAAGAAAAACACGAAAAAGAGAAAGAGAAAAACACAGGAAAAGUUACUUUCAUGGAAUGAAAGUAAAUCAGAAAAGCGUUCCAAACUUGAUAAGGUUUUGAUUGUUAAAAAUAUUUUUCAUCCGGAUGAAUUUGAGAAGGAUCCUACAUAUAUAACAGAAUUAAAAAGCUCUGUAAAGGAAGAGUGUGAAGCCAAGUUUGGACCUAUCAAGAAGAUAAUAAUAUUUGAUAGACAUCCAGAGGGAGUAAUUUCGAUAACUUUUGCAAAUCCAGAAGAUCGUGAUAAGUGUCUCGAGGUAAUGCAUGGGCGAUACUUUGCGAAGAGGAAACUGCAUGCUGAAAAGUGGGAUGGCUUUACUAAUUAUCAAAUUGAAGAGACGGACAUGGAAAGGGAAGAACGUAUAAAGAAGUGGGAGGCGUACAUCGAGGAAGAUAACGCUUAAAUAUAUUUAGUGAAGGUAUGAAUCGGAUGUGCGAAUACGUUGGUUGGUACAUGCUGUGAAAAUGGGAUUGCCACUUGAUAGUAUCGAUUUUUCAAUUUUAUAAUUUAAUUUGUAGUGCAAAUUUACUGUGUGAUGUGAUAACAUCAACACGUAGGUUGUACAUUCAAUACCAAGGAUGCGAAACGAUUUGUUCUUAUCGAUUGUAAUAGCAAGGUCUGUUGGUAUUUUAUGAGACGCUUGCAAAGAGCUUGCAUGUUCUAUCAAAUGAAGUUAUAAGCCUCUAUUAUGCAAUAAAAAUUCAUACACCUCCGGUAUAA
This is a messenger RNA of Trichoplax adhaerens, 1454 nucleotides long. RefSeq lists its product as uncharacterized. Gene Ontology annotation, cellular component: U2-type spliceosomal complex; U2 snRNP. Bases 1 to 1137 code for a protein of 378 amino acids. The record is from RefSeq and is a predicted model, not a curated record. NCBI's taxonomy places the organism in Eukaryota, Metazoa, Placozoa, Uniplacotomia, Trichoplacea, Trichoplacidae. Gene Ontology annotation, biological process: mRNA splicing, via spliceosome. Gene Ontology annotation, molecular function: RNA binding. The transcript has 13 exons.